AUGCAAUUUUCCACAUUAUUACAAUUAGCUAUGGCUACAGUUGCUGCAAAUGGUGCUGCAAUCAGUAUUAACCCACUUGAUUCAGCAUUAUCGAGUCUCUCGAUUCCAUCCGAUAUCCCAACAGGUAUUCCAACAGGUGUUCCAUCCGGUAUCCCAACAGGUGUUCCAUCAGGCGCUCCAUUUAGUGAAUCCGGUGAUGCAAAACCAACCAAAACUGGCGGUUUAUUUGGUGGUCUUUUCAAACGUAAUAAUAAUGAAGAAGGUCCACAAGCUCCAACAGGUACCCCACCAAUUCCAUCUGGAGUCCCAUCAGGUGUUCCACCUAUCCCAUCUGGAGCCCCAACCGGUAACUCAUCAGUUAUCCCAUCAGGUGCUCCAUCAGGUAACUCAUCAGUUAUCCCAUCAGGUGUUCCAUCCGGCGCCCCAUCAGGUGUUGCACCAAUUCAAUCUGGUGCUCCAUCAGGUUUCAAUAAUAACGAAAAGCGUGGUGAACAGUAUGGAGCUUCAUCAGGUGUCCCACCAAUUCCAUCUGGAGUCCCAUCAGGUGUUCCACCUAUCCCAUCAGGUGCUCCAUCAGGUAACUCAUCAGUUAUCCCAUCCGGUGUUCCACCAAUUCCAUCAGGUGCUCCAUCCGGUGUCCCAUCCGGUGUUCCACCAAUUCCAUCUGGUGCUUCAUCAGGUUUCAAUAAUAACGAAAAGCGUGGUGAACAACAUGGUGCUCCAUCUGGAGCCCCAUCCGGUGUUCCACCUAUCCCAUCUGGAGUCCCAACCGGUAACUCAUCAGUUAUUCCAUCAGGUAUUCCACCAAUUCCAUCAGGUUCUCCAUCUGGUGCUUCUGUUUAG
Molecule: messenger RNA, 843 nt
Organism: Debaryomyces hansenii CBS767
Lineage: Eukaryota; Fungi; Ascomycota; Pichiomycetes; Serinales; Debaryomycetaceae
Product: DEHA2C12716p
Exons: 1
Coding region: 1-843 (280 amino acids)
Source: RefSeq, a predicted model, not a curated record